Messenger RNA from Setaria italica (foxtail millet), 835 nucleotides. Its product is annotated as prefoldin subunit 6. Gene Ontology annotation, cellular component: prefoldin complex; cytoplasm. NCBI's taxonomy places the organism in Eukaryota, Viridiplantae, Streptophyta, Magnoliopsida, Poales, Poaceae. Gene Ontology annotation, molecular function: protein-folding chaperone binding. Gene Ontology annotation, biological process: chaperone-mediated protein complex assembly; protein folding. The record is from RefSeq and is a predicted model, not a curated record. The transcript has 5 exons. Bases 96 to 488 code for a protein of 130 amino acids.
CGGACGACGAAGGAAAGCCCAACCCACGUCCCACUCAGCCACUCCUUCCCGAAGCCGGCGGCGGAGGAAGCGGCAGCAGCAGCAGCGGGCAGGCCAUGGCGUCGUCGUCGACCCCGGCGGCCGUCCGUGAGAUGCAGAAGGAUCUCGAGGUCCAGGCUAACGCACUCAGCAAGAUCCAGAAAGACAUCUCGAAGAACCACCAGGUCCGCAAGCAGUACACCAUCCAGGUUGGCGAGAACGAGCUCGUCCUCAAGGAGUUGGAGCUACUGAACGAUGGGGCGAACGUGUACAAGCUCAUCGGACCGGUGCUGGUCAAGCAGGACCUUGCGGAGGCCAAGGCCAACGUCAAGAAGCGCAUUGAGUACAUCUCGGCAGAGCUGAAGCGGAUGGAUCGGGCACUGAAGGAUUUGGAGGACAAGCAGAACAGCAAGAAGGAAUCGAUAUUCAAGUUGCAACAGAGGAUGCAAGCUGUACAAGCUAAGGCUUAGACAUCUGCUUGUUGAUUGCAACUACUCCAAGGCCUUCCUGCAAUCCAUCCCAAUACCAUCCAGUUUUUUGUGUGGAAUUAGGUGUCCAGUAUUCUCAUCUCUGAAAAGAAAGAAAGAAAUGGUUGUGUUGUGAGAUUGAGACAUUCUUGAGGUCUCUAGGCAAGUAUGUUAUUCUGUGGAUGCUGUGAUGUAAAAGUCCGCUAAUAGAUUGAAGGUGUAGGGUAAGCUUGUAGUGGUAUCCUCGGCUGAAUUUAUUGGCGUAUCAUUGCAUUUUGUGCCAUGUUUACUUACUCUCAAGUGAAUGCUUCCGAAAGAGGGAUAUUGGUCAAGAUUGUUUCUACUCUUAA